AUGGCGACAAUCGUACCUCCCCCGUCUAAAAGACAAAAGAGAGAAGUGCUUGAGCGCUCUCAGGUUCAGCAAGAUGUCACACUUCUUGCAUCUGGGCCGGAAGGCUCCUUCAAAGCUCGAUUUCUUGAUGGAGAUGGCCAGCAAAUGGCCGAUGUGAUCGAAGUCCCCCUCGCCGACGCUUCAGAAAAGAACUUAUCGCUUCUUUUGAAUACGUUACUUGCCAGGGAAAAGGAAGAAUUCCUCCCAUAUCGAUUCCGAAUUCACAUUCCCGGUACCGAAAUCAUCGUGGACCAAUACCCUACCGAUCUCCUCCAGCUUCUUCGCAACCAUGGUAUCGAGAACCCUUUCGAAACGACUGUUACCCUCAGCGCUGAGCCGCAGGCCGUUUUCAAGGUUCAGCCCGUAACGCGCAUGUCCCACAAGAUCCCUGGCCACGGCGAAGCAAUUCUCGCAGCUCAAUUCAGCCCCAAGAACAGCAGUAGACUGGCUACUGGAUCUGGCGAUAAGACGGCGCGGAUAUGGGAUACUGAUACUGGAACACCCAAGUACACCCUUGCAGGUCACUCUGGAUGGGUUCUCGCGGUUGCUUGGUCGCCCGAUGGUGAGCAACUCGCUACUGGAAGUAUGGACAAGUCGGUUCGUCUUUGGAACCCUGAGACUGGAAAGGUUGUUGGAAGUCCUUGGACAGGCCAUUCAAAGUGGGUAACCAACAUCGUAUGGGAACCUUAUCAUCUUUGGAGAGACGGUACAGCACGACUUGCCAGUGCCAGCAAGGAUUCAACAGUCCGGAUAUGGGUCGUCAACACAGGAAAAACCGAGCAUGUACUGUCCGGGCACAAGAGCAGCGUCAGCUGUGUCCGCUGGGGAGGAGAGGGUCUCAUCUACAGCGCAAGUCACGACAAGACGGUCCGAGUUUGGAAUGCCGCGAAGGGAACCAUGGUGCACACGCUGUCGGCCCACGUCCACUGGGUGAACCAUCUUGCGCUCUCAACAGAUUUCGUCUUGAGGACUGGAUUCUACGAUCACACACCUGUGCCCAAUACCGAGGAAGGAAAGCGACAAAAGGCCAAGGAGAGGUUCGAGAAGGCUGCCAAGUUCCAGGGUAGAAUCGCUGAGCGUCUUGUCACUGCCAGUGACGACUUCACCAUGUAUCUCUGGGAUCCUUCUCAGGGCACCAAGCCUGUUGCGCGUAUGCUGGGUCAUCAGAAGCAGGUAAACCAUGUCACCUUCUCCCCCGACGGUUCCCUCAUCGCCAGUGCUGGUUGGGACAACCACACCAAGCUCUGGAAUGCCAGAGAUGGCAAAUUCAUCAAUACCCUCCGCGGACACGUGGCUCCUGUGUACCAGUGCGCAUUCUCAGCAGACUCCAGACUUCUGGUCACAGCAUCCAAGGACACAACACUCAAGGUGUGGUCAAUGGCCUCUCACAAAUUGGCCGUGGAUCUGCCCGGCCAUCAAGACGAGGUGUACGCGGUAGACUGGGCACCAGACGGCAAAAAAGUCGGCAGCGGUGGAAAAGACAAGGCGGUCCGGCUCUGGUGCAACUAG
This is a messenger RNA of Fusarium sp. VM40, 1548 nucleotides long. Lineage: Eukaryota; Fungi; Ascomycota; Sordariomycetes; Hypocreales; Nectriaceae. The record is from the annotation of a GenBank genome assembly.